CGAAGUCAAUCUAUGUCGUCUUUGAUUUGACUAAAUGCAUUGCAAUGAUUGAAAAAGUAGUCUCAAUGUCACAAUUUAAUGUGACUAACGUCAUACCGUUAUAUAGUGGCCGUAGAAUACGAGCUACUCUUUUAUUUAAUUUAGUGUUUUGGCCUCAGCCCAAGCUCCCCCUCCCCCACCUUAACAAGCUAGCUAGCAUGUUUGGCACCAUAAUGGAGGAACAGACGUUGUUUUCAACGAUCCAGGAUGAGUUUCACAGAAUCACAAUGGUGCAUCUUGAAUCAAAGUUCAUGUCCAAACUGGAUGAAUAUACUCCUCGACUUCUGAACCUCUUCCACUCCAAGGGCGGAAGCAUGGGGUUGAGAUUGCAGGCUAUCCUACUCAAGACUCCAAGCAAUCCUGACAUCAACAUGACCAGAGAUGUUAUCAUUCGAUGUUUGAUGCUGUACCUUGGGGAAUCUACAGAUCAACUCUUAAAAGAGUACAAUGAUGCUGAUGAAGACAGUGUGUCACAGGACCUUGCUGUUCAAAGCCUGAAGAUCUACAAUGUCAAAGCUAACAUGUCAGAGGAUCCAGACAUCGGUAUCGUGGUGGAUGGCGUGAAAAUUCUAACUGCUCUGGGUAACUUUCCAAGGGCUUGCUCCCUGCUUGUUGGGUUGGCAUAUGCUGUGAAUCUUGCCUAUCCAAAGGAGCUCAGAUACACGUUUGAAGUGUUUCAGAAACUUCUCCUCGGGCUGGAUAGUUCAAAGCUCUCCCCAAAAGUGAACAGCCUCAGGAAUAAACUACUGGCUUAAGAAAACGGACCCUUGCUAAACAAAAGGGAAUAGACAAGUCACUGUGAAAACCAACACGCAAAACUUUGUGAAAUGCUCUGUGAAGUUAGUUACAAUUAGGGUAAUUUUCAGUUCAGUGGAUUUCUGCAUGUGUAUUUUUUCUUGCAGUACAUUACAGUUAACCACCCUUUUUCUAAGGACUGACCCCUUGUUCUCAUAUGUGGUAGUGCGGCCUGUUAUAUGGCUUUGGAUCUGUUCAGGUCUGUCACAUAAACCCUUGUCCCUUUUAUACAGCAUAGAGCAUCCACUAUUGCCUUUUUGGAGGGUCCAUGCAGGCUUCACCACUGAAGGGUGAUGAUCUGCAGACUGCAAAACUUUGUUGUGUUUCAUUUGCACUUUAUAUAAUAUGUUUUUGUUCAGUUCUGUCUUUCAACUUAUUUUUCGAAAAGGAAAAUAAGUGUCAUGGAGCCAAGGGCCCCAACACAGUGACAAGAUGUAGCAUAAACAUACAAAAAAAGAAAAUGGAAGUUUUUAUGCCUCCAAGGUCUCGCACAUCUCUCACAUCUUGUCAUGUGUUUUCCCCAGGUACGUUUUAUGUGCAUACUUGUUUUGUGCUCUGCAUGCCUCUUAAACAUAAAGUGAACUCUUAUGUGAUUGAUAAAUUGUUGAAGCAAGCUUAACUGAGUCCAAGUUGAUUGUUGUUGAUGUGAUGGUUCUAAAAAUCAUGUUAACUAUACUUUGAGCAGAGUGGCACUAUGUUUUUGACUUGAUACUGAUAUAUAUUGCCCCUUCUCUGUUUUAUUGUUGUAUUUUGGAAUUUUGCACUUGUUGGGUGCUGGAUAAACACGUUUUAUAAAGUUGCACAAAUAAAUGCUGCUGCUGUUUUAUGCAUUGUAA
Molecule: messenger RNA, 1670 nt
Organism: Xiphophorus couchianus (Monterrey platyfish)
Lineage: Eukaryota; Metazoa; Chordata; Actinopteri; Cyprinodontiformes; Poeciliidae
Exons: 4
Coding region: 45-794 (249 amino acids)
Source: RefSeq, a predicted model, not a curated record